AUGUUCAUAGCACGGCUCCUACCCUACUUGCUGCUAUUCGUCUUCUCCACGGUCCUCGGUGUACCGACUUGGGAUGGGUGGAAUCGUCAACAAAGCAUCAGCUCAUUGGUCCCUGGUUCUUCGUUUAUCGAGGCCUUAGGCCCGGCGAGGGAUACCCAGAUGUACAAAGGGCAUCUGUCGACAGCGAUGCCUGGUACGCCGGGAAAUCUGACAUUGAUCCAGAACACCCAGCCACCGAUGUAUUUCAUCAACCAGAACUGGCUGUGGCAGAUCAACAAUGAAACUUCCAUCUUCCGCGUCAAUGUGGUGAACACGACGGGUGUGGCUGAGAUGCCAUUGCAGCUGAAGCUGGGAACGAAAGCGGAGGGGAUCAAGACAGGAUCGUGGAGAUGGCGCGGCACGAUGUUGUAUUACGAUCAACCGAGUGGGGAUAGUCAAGGGCUGUUCUACAGCUGCCCGGCGGGCGACAACACUGGGAUCUUCAUGUUCUUAAAGAACGCGGCGCCUCCAGCGGGAUGCAGUGUUCUCACCCUACACACAUUCACUCGCAGAAAUGGAUGGCGUUAA
Messenger RNA from Pleurotus ostreatus (oyster mushroom), 567 nucleotides. RefSeq lists its product as uncharacterized. The coding region runs from base 1 to 567 and encodes 188 amino acids. The transcript has 3 exons. The record is from RefSeq and is a predicted model, not a curated record. Lineage: Eukaryota; Fungi; Basidiomycota; Agaricomycetes; Agaricales; Pleurotaceae.